Apis dorsata (giant honeybee) is the source of this 1696-nucleotide messenger RNA. RefSeq names its product synaptosomal-associated protein 25 (gene Snap25). The transcript has 8 exons. The coding region runs from base 444 to 1043 and encodes 199 amino acids. Gene Ontology annotation, molecular function: SNAP receptor activity; syntaxin binding. Gene Ontology annotation, cellular component: plasma membrane; SNARE complex. Gene Ontology annotation, biological process: synaptic vesicle fusion to presynaptic active zone membrane; synaptic vesicle priming; exocytosis. Lineage: Eukaryota; Metazoa; Arthropoda; Insecta; Hymenoptera; Apidae. The record is from RefSeq and is a predicted model, not a curated record.
GGUAUUGAUUUUCGUAGGAGCACCGGCAUACACGUAACUCCACCACGUAAACGCGUAUACAUGCAUCCACGACGACUGACUGGCUGGCAGCUUUUGCCAAAUAUCUGCGUAAAAUUUCGCAAUCGCAGAUUCUCGACACGCUAAAUCGACUCAUUCCUGUGUUACGCCUUCGAGAGAAUAAUACACUUUGCCGUUACUCUCUCAUUGAUCAAGUACAGAUUCUUUAUUAGCGUUCCCUGUGCACCUCGUUUUCGAAAAACAGUCGAGUCUCCAUACAAGGAGGUGCGCGAGCUGCAGAGUGAACGAAGAAGCGCGAUCAUAGAAGAAAGCUAAUCGUCAGGCACUCAACAAGAUGCCUGCUCCAACAUCAGCACCGGGUACGGUGGAGGGCCCACCUCGCACUGAAUUGCAGGAAUUACAACUAAAGGCCGAUCAAACUACAGAUGAGUCCCUGGAAAGUACGAGGCGUAUGCUGGCAUUAUGCGAGGAGAGCAAGGAGGCUGGCAUCCGUACUCUGGUCGCACUCGAUGACCAGGGAGAGCCACGAGGUCGGGAUGAAAACCCUCGUAAUGCUGGACGAGCAAGGCGAACAACUGGACAGAAUCGAGGAGGGUAUGGACCAAAUCAACGCCGACAUGCGCGAGGCCGAGAAAAAUCUGACAGGAAUGGAAAAGUGCUGCGGCCUCUGCGUUCUUCCAUGCAACAAAGGCGCCAGCUUCAAGGAGGACGAGGGCACGUGGAAAGGAAACGAUGACGGUAAGGUGGUGAACAACCAGCCCCAACGGGUGAUGGACGAUCGCAACGGGCUUGGACCUCAGGGCGGUUACAUCGCCAAGAUCACGAACGACGCCCGCGAAACGGAGAUGGAGGAGAAUAUGGGCCAGGUGAACACGAUGAUCGGUAAUCUGAGAAACAUGGCGAUCGAUAUGGGUAGCGAGCUGGAGAAUCAGAAUCGGCAAAUCGACAGGAUCAAUCGCAAGGGCGAAUCGAACGAGACGAGGAUAAAGGUGGCCAACGAGCGAGCCCAUCAACUACUCAAGUAAGGCCACUCUCGACCACUUGCACCCCGUCGGCCACCAACAGCACCAAAUACCAUCAUCACCACUAUCACAAUCACAACUACAACACUAUCAACAACAACAACAACAACAACAGUUACAAUAACAACAACAGCAAUAACAACAACAACAACAACAACACCAGUGUUUAUCAUAAAACCAGAACUAUCAGCUACAAAUAAUACAUACAAUCGAUUAAUCUUCGUUACUCAUAUACCGUUACUUACGUACUCGUAUACUUACUUAAUUUAUUUGUCACUUUAUUUGUCACAAUGUACUUAUAUUCAUCGUGAACUUAUAGUACAGACGAGUUGACAAAUAGGCGAUUGAAUACGAUCGAUAACAUCGUUCUAUGAUAUGUUCUCUUUCCGUCCUGCGUUUAAAUUUCUUUCUUUCUUUCUUUCUUUUUUUUUUUUUUCUCGUUUUUCUUUUCUUUUAUCAAUUAAUCGCGUACGUUAUAGAAAACGUCCAGAAUGAUCAUUCAUAUCAAUUUUUUACUCGCAAAGUUAAUCGAUUUAUUUGUUAUUCGAACGAUCAUCGCCUCGAAAAAGUUAUUGCCUUCUGGGAAAUAAAUUGUACCAUUGUAUGUGCUGUGCCUUUUAUUUUCAACGAAUGUUAAAAGUAAAUUCUAUUUGAAU